Messenger RNA from Funneliformis caledonium, 139 nucleotides. The record is from the annotation of a GenBank genome assembly. NCBI's taxonomy places the organism in Eukaryota, Fungi, Glomeromycota, Glomeromycetes, Glomerales, Glomeraceae.
AUGAGUGUAACUAAUGCAAAAGAAAAUGUAAAAAGUUCUGCAAAAAUACCUUCACCAACUGGACCAGAAUUAUCAAAAGAUUUACAAAAGACUCUUGAUAAUUUAUCUGAAACUUCGCUUAUAUUUUACAAUAAUCUUA